AUGGAGUUACUUGGUUGUAUGGCUGCCUUGAAUCCUAUAGACUCAUUUGCUUCUUUUGAUGCAAAGAAGGUACGUAGACUUGCUGAAUUUUAUCCUAGGGAUAUUUUAAAGGUUGAUUUGAUAAGACUUGAGACACAACUUGUUAACUACAUUGAUGAUAUGAGAAAAGAUGUGAACUUCAAAGGCCUAAAAAAUCUUGUUGAGCUAUCGGUUAAGCUUGUUGAAACAAGGAGGCAUGUUGUUCAUGAUGUGGUCUACUCUCUUCUCAAGUUGGUAUUGCUUCUACCAGUUGCGACGGCAAGUGUUGAAAGAGUGUUUUCUGCGAUGAAUUUAGUGAAGCAUAAGCUGAGGAAUAAGAUGACUGAUAGUCUUUUGGAUGAUUGUCUGGUCACAUUUAUUGAGCGAGAUACUUUCGUCAAGAUAAAUGAUGAUGAUAUAAUUGAGACUUUCAUGUCAAUGAGGAAGCGUUAUCCAGAGAAGAAUAAGAAGAAGUAG
Molecule: messenger RNA, 495 nt
Organism: Lolium perenne
Lineage: Eukaryota; Viridiplantae; Streptophyta; Magnoliopsida; Poales; Poaceae
Molecular function (GO): protein dimerization activity
Source: RefSeq, a predicted model, not a curated record